Messenger RNA from Bacillus rossius redtenbacheri, 2808 nucleotides. Its product is annotated as hemicentin-1-like. Gene Ontology annotation, cellular component: neuron projection membrane. The coding region runs from base 298 to 1347 and encodes 349 amino acids. The transcript is spliced from 9 exons. Gene Ontology annotation, biological process: synapse organization. The record is from RefSeq and is a predicted model, not a curated record. NCBI's taxonomy places the organism in Eukaryota, Metazoa, Arthropoda, Insecta, Phasmatodea, Bacillidae.
CCUUUCACCUCCGGUCGAGCGACCAUCCCCCGGCGAGAGACGCGGCGACCAAGGGUUGACGCCGACCUCGAGUCCCUUUUCGAUGGAGGUCGGCAGAGCUCGGUUCGUUCCGUCUGCCCGGUCGAGCUGUCGGGAGCCGCGCCGUCUGAUGGUUCCCCGGCUUGCUUGAAGUCGUUCGUCGCGGUGGGACGCUAUAUAGACUUCCUAGGAUCCGCUGCCGUUCAAUAUGCCUGCCCCUCCGACAGCUCCUGGUGUCUAAGAUUUGGAUAUUUAUGAGACUUUUGAUAGCUCAGAAGAAUGCUAAAGCCUCCGCGCUGGCUGCUGGACGUAGCUCAGCUAUACCUCGUCCUCGUGCUGGCUGGGGAACCGUCAACUACAGAUGAGCUGGGUCCCGCGCGGAACUUCUCCGGCGUGCUGCACUCCGACCCGAGCACCUACCUGCAGGAGCUGGCCGGCUACUGGCCCUACAACGACACCUUCCACCUGUCCAGGUUCGAGGAGUUCGACCACACCCACUUCGACGACUCGCGCGAAGGCGCCGCCGCCGCCGCCGCCGCCGACCCGGGCAGCACGGAGAGGACCCCGGGGGCGGGGCUGGGCCCGCCGCCGCGCGGCAGGGCCUCCGCGGAGCCCGUGUUCGACAACAACCUGGUGACCAACGUGACGGCGCAGCUGGGCGGUGCGGCCUUCCUGCGCUGCCGUGUGCGCAACCUGGGCGGGCGUCCGGUGUCGUGGGUGCGGCGCCGCGACUGGCACAUCCUCACGUCGGGCCCGCUCACCUACACCAACGACGAGCGCUUCCAGGUGGUGCACGCGGCGGGCGGCGACGACUGGGACCUGCAGAUCAAGUACGUGCAGAAGAGGGACAACGGCACGUACGAGUGCCAGGUGGCGACGGGCUCGGGCACCAUCUCGCACUACUUCAACCUGCACGUGGUGGUGCCCUCGGCCUUCAUCCUGGGCAGCGGCGAGUACCACAUCGGCGAGGGCAGCACCAUCAGCCUCGUGUGCAUCAUCGAGAACAGCCCCUCGCCGCCCCAGUACGUGUUCUGGUACCACAACGAGCGCAUGAUCAACUACGACACCAGCCGGGGCGGCGUGUCGGUGAGCACGGAGCCGGGCCCCAAGACGCACAGCCGGCUCAUCAUCAACAGCGCCACGCACGGCGACUCGGGCAACUACACGUGCCGCGCCUCCAACACAGAGGCCGACACCAUCUACGUCUUCGUCUCCAGAGGCGACAACACGGCGGCCAUCCAGCGGCAGGAGUCCUCCGAGGCUGCCAGGACUCGCCGAGUCCUGCCGCUAGUCCUGCUGGCCGGGCUGGGCGCGUGGGUCACCAGGUGAAGCCGGUAACGCACAGACGGUGGCGAAUACGUUUGGUACUCGUUCGUUCUUCAGUGACGUCAUCGCCAGAUCCGCGCGUUGGAGUGGACACGGGCGCCUUCACCCCUCGCCCGAACGCGAUCUCCAGGACGGAAGACAAAGAAACGUUCUCCCUUCUUCUUCUGUAUUUCGCUGCGAGUGCGAACGAGUUCCCAAAGACUGGCGACAGGUUGCUCUCUCACGCCACCAAGUUCAUCGAGAAUUUGUUUUGCAGUGCGUGGUCGCAGGAAGUGCGUGAAUGUUGACUUUUUUCCCUGGUCUUUCUGUCGAAACUUGCGCGACAUGUAAACAAAACCUCCAUGAAAGUUCUGCUGCAAAAUGUUUCAUACGAGUAAUAAACUUAUUAAUAACUGGUUACUUGGAAUUACACACAAACCUUGUAACUAUUUGGUAAACUACUUCCGGUUUCAACUGUGAAUACAAGUUUUAAAAUGCAGGGAAUUGGGGACUUAAUUAUAAGGAGGAUAUAUCACCAAAAAAAAAACUAAACCAGCAAAAAUGUUUUAACGAAAUCAUUAGAUUGAACUGAACACAUUUACCAUCUUUUAAUCAUGAUUUUAACAUUACGGUGAAGAAUUGGGUUUAUUGACAGUUCAGCGAGUAUGCCGUGUCAAAUGUUAAAUGGCUCCCCGAAAUUUGGACUGCGAAAGUUUGUGUCUAAUGCAGGGUAUUAACUCCUAGGACAUUAACUGUUACCUCUAGCAAAAUGAUCACUCAAGAUUAUCGAUAUAAAAAAAAUUAUUUCUUUUUACAGUGAAAAUGUAGUGACAUAUUAGAUUGGAAGUUUGAACAUCACUCGCUGUUAGCAAACUAACAUCGUGAACCUUAUGCUUAGAAAGUACGAACUGGUGUAAGAGGGUACACGAGUACACCACAGUGUUUAGGUCAUAAUAUAAUAUCACUGAAUUUUUUAUUUGUAACAAGUGUGUGACAGUUAUGUUUUGUUUUAAUCUUAGUUUGCCAAACGAUACAACUAAAUUAUGUUGACUUGUACGUCCUGCAAAAUGUUUGCGAGGUGCAGGAGGAUUUUUUUUCAAGAUCUAUUAUAUUAUUUAUAUAAGUAUUUUGUGAGGCAUUGUAUUAUCUAAAUAUGUUUCUUUAGUCUUUGUCAUUUAUCGCAAUUUAAAAAAUGUAAUUAAGAGAUUUUAUUCUGUUCAAACUACUGUGAACCCUCUUAACAUGUGUAAAAAAGUACAUAAUGAAAGGUGAAGCCCUUUAUGGCUAAUAUUAUUAGUUUUUCUUAGUCAUGACUAUCAGUUGUUAUUAGACAUACGUGAGUGCCUUACAACAGCUUCAUACGAAGUAAAUAAAAUCAAUUUUAGUGUAAAUGUUGAGUGUUAAAUGUACAUUAUGAAAGAUGUCACGAAAUGUAAGUUUUGGAGAAAUCCACAAAAAAUGGCUUGUAUUAAAGGUUUAAAAGCA